This is a messenger RNA of Cloeon dipterum, 2148 nucleotides long. It is a transcript of the gene chn, whose product is annotated as charlatan. The transcript has 10 exons. Bases 255 to 2054 code for a protein of 599 amino acids. Gene Ontology annotation, biological process: regulation of transcription by RNA polymerase II. Lineage: Eukaryota; Metazoa; Arthropoda; Insecta; Ephemeroptera; Baetidae. The record is from RefSeq and is a predicted model, not a curated record. Gene Ontology annotation, molecular function: DNA-binding transcription factor activity; RNA polymerase II cis-regulatory region sequence-specific DNA binding.
GUGGUUGUGUGCGUCGCGAAUGCGGAGCAGUGCAGCGAGCGACGGCGGAGGAGCACCGGAUUAAAGAGACGCGCGGGCGGGCGGAGCGAGAGUGAGACGAAUCCUCGAGUGCUGCUGGACUGGACACCGCGCUGCCAUCGGCGCCGCAGCCGCUGCGGAACACCGUGCGACGGCUGUCAGCAGUUGUGCGAUCGUUUGAGAAAGAGAGCCUGCUGUUUCUAAGGGUGCUCGAGCCUGCAAUUUAGCAAUGAGGAAUGGAUUCAGGGGCGGUGCCGAUGGACUCCUAUGAAGACAUGUUCAAGGAAAUCACACGAAAGCUGUACGGCACGAGUGAGGAUGCGUUGGCCACCAGCUCGGCGGCGCCGAACGCUGGGUCCUCGACAACGACGCCUAUCACCACCUCGGCGCCGAGCGGGGUUGAUAACCGCAACCGGUACGCCGAGGAGCAAACCCUCACCGCUCCUUUUAUUAAGGAGGAUGCCCUUGCUGCCUUUAGUAUAGCGCUCAUGCAGACCAACUUCCAACCAGCUGUGGCCGCAAUGAACUCGACUGGCUAUCCUGGCACUGCUAAUGGAGGCCAGAACCAGUACCAAAACCAGACGCACCCUCAACACAACCAACUGCCCAUCAAUAUACCUCCAGCGCCUCAGGCGAGCGAACAGGCCGCUGCACAUGUAGACAGGUGGUUCGCGAGCGACGAUGAGCUGAACUGGACGCGCAGCAAAAUCGCCACCUACAACCCCGCGCAGCGGGCCUUCAAAUGCUCUGAGUGUGACUGCAGUGGCGUUUUGGGGCGCAUCGCCGACCACUGGAUAUCGACGCACGGCAACAUGAGCAUGUACCAGUGUCCGCAGUGUCAGUUCACGAGCGGCAUGGCGCGCACCGUGCGAAUGCACGUGGCCAAGCAGCACAUGGGUGAGGGUAGCAGCGGCGCUGACGAGGUCGAGACCAAGAUCGAGCCAGGGGACGAAGAGCGAUUCAACAAGUCAACCAGCAACCCCCGCACCUCGCCGGUCGCCUCAUCCUUGUGGAAGGAGAAGGAGAUGCUCGACGAAGUCACCAAGUACCUGCAGAGACUGAAAACAAAGGCUGAGAGCGUGAAAAACGAGUAUGGAGGCGGUUCGUCCGGAGGCGGCCCUGGAGGCGGAGGCCACCGCGAGCGGGGCACCAGCCUGACCGGAACGACGGAGAAGCGCUACAGUUGCGGCUACUGUCCGUACGCGACGGACCGACGCGAUCUGUUCACCCGCCACGAGAACAUCCACAAGGACGAGAAGCCAUUCCACUGCUACAUCUGCCGCAAACAGUUCAACCGGGCCGACCACGUCAAGAAGCACUUUUUGCGGAUGCACCGAGAACAGCCCUACGACAUCAACAAGAUCCGCCGCGCGCCGCCCAAGAACGCCAGCGGCAUGUCCUAUUACCACAAGUACUCGGCUGCGCAGCCGUCCUCCUCAAGACCCUCUGGACAGCAGCAGCAUCAACAGCAGCCGCAGGUACAGCACCAUAGCGGAGGACAACAGCACUUUCAACAGGCGCACCACAUGCACCAACUGCAGCCUCAGCAACACCAUCUUUUGCAGACUCCACAUUACAACCUGCCCAUCAGAACACCGCAGCCCAAAGCCUACAUGUCCAAACAACAGCAGCCUCAACAGCAAAACGGAGUGGCAAAAAAAAAGAAUGUGUCAGGUCUGGGUGGCUCAAGCAGCAACGGCCUGCAGAAGGAACAAAAGGAGAAGCGGUACACGUGUUGCUACUGCACGUGGUCCGGCGUGGAUAACUGGUGCCUGAAGCGGCACCUGAACACACACAUCAAGCCCUUCGUGUGCGCCCUGUGCGACUACAAGGCGGCCCGCUCGGAGCGGCUGGCCACCCACGUACUCAAGGUGCACAACAAGCGCUCGUGCAACAAGUGCCAAUUCCUCGCCGACGACCAGCUCAGCCUCAACGAGCACACGCAAGAGCACCACAAGCCAAAAGAAAAAGUUGUUGCAACACCUGCAGUCCCCUGGAAUACCGUGCCAAUACCAAUCGACCAAACACUUUGCUGAAAAACGUCGGGCUAUCGUGCUACCAGCCUUCCUUGGGCACAUAUUCAUUCUGACAAAUGUCGGCUUCAGUGCAAUAGAGGACGAGUGACUCGGU